This is a messenger RNA of Linum trigynum, 237 nucleotides long. The record is from the annotation of a GenBank genome assembly. Lineage: Eukaryota; Viridiplantae; Streptophyta; Magnoliopsida; Malpighiales; Linaceae.
AUGCGCCAAACCCUCCAAACGCCACUCUUGGAGAUGGAAUUUGAAAUUGACGAGGAAGAAGAAGGAAUCGAUGAAUGGAAGGUGCAACUUCAACACCGGCUGGGGAAGAGGCUCGAUCAAAUUGAGUGCAACUCGUCCAUGAUUUAUGGGGACAAUCAAUCGAUGCCGAGCUCGCUCGUUGAUGGAUUUAAUUCCACACAACAAGGACAAAUCAAAGAACUAGAACUCAAUGACUAG